Molecule: messenger RNA, 798 nt
Organism: Exophiala xenobiotica
Lineage: Eukaryota; Fungi; Ascomycota; Eurotiomycetes; Chaetothyriales; Herpotrichiellaceae
Exons: 2
Coding region: 1-798 (265 amino acids)
Molecular function (GO): peroxiredoxin activity
Source: RefSeq, a predicted model, not a curated record
AUGCCACCUUCAAAAUCACCCGCCGAAUUCAAGAAGGAGUUCGUGUCGCAGUUAGGGGAAGGGCCAUGGGACGAGACAUGGGAGAGCAUUGCACAACUGAGUCCCGAGCUCUUCGAUGCGAGUGUCAAGCUUAUAGCCGUUCCUCGGAAGAAGCGACAUCUGUCCCCUAAGAUUCAGCAGCUCAUGUCCAUAGCAGUCGAUGCUGCUUCGACCCACCUCUACGUCCCUGGCAUUCAAGAACAUAUCAAGGCCGCACUCAAAGAGGGUGCAACGCCUGCAGAAGUCAUAGAAGUGAUCGAGUUGACCGGCACGCUCGGCAUCCAUGCGUGCAACAUUGGUGUGCCGUUACUUGUAGAAGUUAUGAAAGAGGAGGGCAUUUAUGACAAGCAUCCAACAAUGGGGAAACCGUACGAUGCGGAAAGAGAGAAACUCAAGGCCGAAUUUACCAAGAACAGAGGUUACUGGCAUACCUUUUGGGAAGACUUUCUCUCCCUGGACCCCGAAUUUUUCAAGGCGUACCUCGAUUUCUCAUCUGUUCCUUGGCUCAAGGAUGUUGAUGGAUCGGGCAAGGGAGGCGGUGUCUUAGAGCCAAAGGUCAAAGAACUGGUCUACUGUGCUUUUGAUGCUGCCGCCACCCAUCUCUACGUCCCAGGCCUGAAAUUGCAUAUGAAGAACGUUCUCAAGUACGGCGGUACACCCGAAGAGAUCAUGGAGGUAUUGGAGAUUGCGACGCAGCUGAGUUUGCACACAUCCAACGUUGCAGCACCGAUCCUAGCACAAGAAUUGGGGAAGCAAUGA